Molecule: messenger RNA, 3816 nt
Organism: Oncorhynchus mykiss (rainbow trout)
Lineage: Eukaryota; Metazoa; Chordata; Actinopteri; Salmoniformes; Salmonidae
Gene: cmip
Product: c-Maf inducing protein
Cellular component (GO): nucleoplasm; cytosol
Source: RefSeq, a predicted model, not a curated record
AGGCAGCAGACAGUGGAGCUAAAAGACGCACAGCGCAUCCGCUUGCCUCCCCAUUGACGUCACUUUGGUAUCACAUGAACGAGAAGGGACCAAUCCAAGUGGCUCUAUCGAAGUGCUUGGGUUCUUUCACGAAGAUAGAAGAAAAAGACAGUAAAAAGGAACCAUGCCAAUGACCGUUUAAAGACCAAGAAACACGUCGCCUUUGGAUUUGGGUGUUUUCUAUCAAAGCUACGUGACUUGUAUGAGUUCAAUCUGUGGAAGAUGUUAUCUGGACUGGAGUUGGCAGAAUGGACAUGGCCCGAACAUAUUGAGUAGCUCGUUGGGGGUGCUAAACGCGGACAGGAUAGACAUUACAGUGGGAAUGGUGUGGAUAUAGGAUUAUUUGCCUAUCCAAUAACUGCUCUUUUACUUUUCCGUUCUGAAAUACCCCCAUCAAAGACUCUUUCAUGGCUUUUCUAUCAGUGGCUCCGCCGUGUCUGUUUUUCGCCCACAACACUCUUUUAACAAUUGAGGUCGUAUCGCGGUAGCUUUGCUCCCAAGGUUUACAAUCCAAUCCAAUUGGCUUUUCUUUUGAAAUAUAUAUAUUUAAACUAAUAUUAGAUAGGCCUACAUUGUUACCUAUAGGAUCUUUUUGCGACUAGUUGAAUAUGGAUUUUAACAGCAGCGGCGGGGGUAACGAGCUACAUAAUAAACAAUUCUAUCAAUCUGAGGAGAGCAAGCCUUUGCUGGGGGAGAUGUCUGCGCCGACGCCACCGGAGGGGAAUAAUAUUAAGUUAGGCGCCGGGCCGUGCAAGAGAACCCUUCUCCAUUGCAGCAGCGGGAUGCGAUAUAAACUACUACAGGAGGGGGACAUCCAGGUGUGUGUGGUCAAACACCCUCGGACCUUCCUCAGCAAAAUUCUAACCUCAAAAUUCUUACGAAGAUGGGAACCGCACCACCUCACCUUGACAGACUGCAGCCUGGCGUCUGCGACGCCCACGGGGUACAUGGAGGCUGCCCUGUCCUACAGUACCAUAGAGGACCUGCAGCUGCUCUCCUGGGAUAAUGCCCCCAAAUAUUGUGUGCAGCUCAGCUUCCCCGGGGGCACCGUCCUCCUGCAGGCAGCCAACAGCUAUCUGCGGGACCAGUGGUUUCAUUCCCUGCAGUGGAAGAAAAAAAUCUAUAAGUACCGUAAGGUUCUGAACAACCCGAGUCGCUGGGAGGUGGUUCUGAAGGAGAUCAGAUCACUGGUGGACAUGGCCUUGACCUCUCCCCUGCAGGACGAGUCCAUUCACCAGGCCCCGCUGCAAAUCAUCUCCACCCUGCUGGCCGAGAACACCAACCUCAGCUCUCAGGACCAUGAGAACAUCAUUGUGGCCAUCGCUCCUCUCCUGGAAAAGAACCACCCUCCACCGGACCUGUGUGAGUUCUUCUGCAAGCACUGUCGGGAGCGUCCGCGGUCGAUGGUUGUGAUUGAAGUGUUCACCCCUGUGGUCCAGAGAAUCCUCAAACACAACAUGGACUUUGGGAAAUGCCCCAGACUGCGUCUCUUCACUCAAGAGUACAUCUUAGCUUUAAAUGAGCUCAACGCUGGGAUGGAGGUCGUGAAGAAAUUCAUUCACAGCAUGCAUGGUCCCUCCGGGCAAUGCCCUCACCCCCGCGUCCUGCCCAACCUGGUGGCAGUGUGCCUGGCUGCCAUCUACUCCUGCUACGAGGAGUUAAUCAACAGCCGGGACAACUCCCCAAGUCUGAAGGAGAUCAGGAACGGCUGCCAGCAACAGAAUGAGCGUAAACCCCCCCUGCCCCUCCGCCUGCUGCGCCCAGAGCCCCCCACACCUCCACCAACGUCCCUGCUGCCCCUCUCCCCUCCCCCCUCAGCUCCCCUCUCCCCUUCUCCCACACUGCCCCUCUCUCCCCCGCCCUCCAUCGUCAACUCCAGUGAGAUCCUGGUGGAGUUGGAACGCAACAACAACACUGCCAACGCCAGGCGGAAGGGCCCAGCGGGAAGCGACAGUGAGCCCAACCUGAUCGACUGUUUGCUGGUCAGCCCCGCACUCAACGCCCUGUCAAUCCAGCUGCCUGCCCAGGCCGACCGCGUGUUGGGCUGCUUCGCACUCAUCCUCAAAAUGCUGUCUGACUACGAUGACUGGAGACCAGCCCUGGCCAGUCUGCUGCAGCCCAUCCCCUUCCCCAAAGAGGCCCUUGCACACGCCAAAUUCACAAAAGAGCUGAAAUAUGUUAUUCAGAGGUUUGCAGAAGACCCCAGACAGGAAGUCCACUCCUGUCUGCUCAGUGUGCGCUCUGGAAAGGACGGUUGGUUCCAGCUCUACAGUCCAGGGGGUGUGGCCUGUGAUGAUGAUGGGGAGCUCUUUGCCAGCAUGGUCCACAUCCUUAUGGGUUCCUGCUACAAAACAAAGAAGUUCCUCCUGUCCCUGGCUGAAAACAAGCUUGGACCCUGCAUGCUCCUGGCUCUGCGUGGGAACCAAACCAUGGUUGAGAUCCUGUGUCUGAUGCUGGAGUACAACAUCAUGGAGAACAAGGACACCCAGCUGCAGAUUAUCUCCACCCUGGAGAGCACUCCGGUGGGCCUUCACAUGUACGAGCAGCUGUGUGACAGGCAGAGGGAGCUCAAAGAGCUGCAAAGAAAAGGAGGCCCAACCCGACUUACUCUGCCCUCCAAGUCUACGGAUGCAGACCUUGCAAGGCUACUGAGCUCUGGCUCCUUUGGGAACCUGGAGAACCUGAGUCUUGCCUUUACCAAUGUCACCAGUGCCUGUGCUGAACAGCUCAUCAAGCUGCCCUCUCUCAAACAGCUCAACCUGUGGUCCACCCAGUUUGGAGAUACAGGAUUGCGGUUGCUGUCUGAACACUUGGCGUGUCUGCAGGUGUUGAAUCUGUGUGAAACACCCGUGACCGACGCCGGCCUGCUGUCACUCAGCUCCAUGAAGAGCCUGUGCAGUUUGAACAUGAACAGCACCAAGCUCACAGCAGACACAUAUGAUGACUUAAAGGCAAAACUCCCCAAUCUGAAGGAGGUGGACGUCCGCUACACCGAGGCCUGGUGAACACAUCCUGUAUGACAUCACUAGAACACCAACUCCCACAUCAUCCAAACAUCAUCGGAACACAGAGCCUCUCUUACAUCAACAAUAAGAGGAUCCUCUCCCAUCUCUAGAUGAGGACGCUUUUAUCUGGAGAUGACAUCAAAACGCCACGACCUCUCUAGUAACAUGUCCAUGGAAAAUUACUAUCUUUCUAGUGACAUCAUCAAAAUACAAGGACCUGUUCUUUCUUGUGAAAUCAACAUACAAGGACCUCCUUUUUAGUGACAUCAUCAAAAUGCAAGGACCCACUUUCUUGUGACAUAAGGGACCCUCUCUUGCUCUCAUUCUCUCUCAUGUGUUGUUGCUCACUCAGUCCCUGUCCACAUCCUAUUUGCCCUCAAUAGACUCGUCAUAGAUUUCCUCUGUGUUGUGUCAUAUGUACACAGAACAAAGUUAACAAAUGGUGGAUCUUGCCCCUUUCCCCCCCCCUCCCUCUCCUGCUCUCUCUAAGGACCUUUGAGUUUAAAUUACCUCUCUUCCCUCCAUUUACUGGGAGCUAUUCUACCCUUGUCUGAUGAAGGCUGGAUAACCAGGUCACAUUCCAGUACAUUUCUUUGAUAUUGCCUCUAGUCAAUCCAAAUGUAGCUUUAAAAGACUAUUCAACUGUCAUUUUGGUCUUGUUGUUUUGUUUGGGUUCUUUCAGGUUAAGAGUCGGGCCUUUCCAGUCCUUCAUUAGGAAUGAGGUGCUACCUCAAAAAAAUAAAAGUUGCAAGACUGUGCCUAAUGCCUUGUA